This is a messenger RNA of Diaporthe citri, 1014 nucleotides long. RefSeq lists its product as uncharacterized. The coding region runs from base 1 to 1014 and encodes 337 amino acids. The transcript has 2 exons. NCBI's taxonomy places the organism in Eukaryota, Fungi, Ascomycota, Sordariomycetes, Diaporthales, Diaporthaceae. The record is from RefSeq and is a predicted model, not a curated record.
AUGCCUCACAAACAUACCCGCAGAGAUAAGGAUGAUUCCACAUACGACCUGCCACCGACUCAGAUAGCCAGGCCGCUCCCCGUCGUUGCGCCCAAGCUAGCGAGGCAAGCGCUCAAGUCAGGUGGAAACAAGGCCAGAGGGAAGCAGAACGCCAACGAUGCCAGCAAAGACAAGGAACCAGACGCACCCCGUGGUGCCAAGCGCAAACGAGGUGCUGCCGACAAGAAGGACGAUGCGCCUCGUGCCUUCAAACGGCUGAUGGCAUUUGCGAACGGCAAGAAGCUCAGGAGCGGCCUCGACGACGGAGUCAGAGAUACGGCAGCAAAGAAGAAGAAGAAGAGCAAGGUGCCUGAGGGCGACGUCGCCGUGGAGACGGACAAUGUUCAGGAGGAAGCGCCUACGAUUCGGCCGGGCGAGAAGCUGUCCGACUUCGCAAGGCGUGUGGAUGCCGCCCUGCCAGUCAUGGGCCUGGUGAACAAGUCCGGCAAGAAGGAUCCCUUGGGGCUCAAGGCCCAGAGGACCCGCAAGGAGAAGAAAAUGCACAAGCUCUACGACGAGUGGCGGCGCGAGGAAGCGGCCAUCCAAGAGAAGAGGAGAGAAGAGGCCGAGGAAGCCGAGGAGGCCGAGAUGGACGACGAAGGAGCGGGCGUCAAGUGGAAGUUGGACCUUCAGGACCAGGCCGGCAAGGGAAAGAAGAAGAAAGGGAAGAAGCGCCGCUCAGUUUGGGAGUCUACUGACGUGGACGACGAAGACCCGUGGGAGGAAUUGAAGAAGAAGCGAGGGGAGAAGAAAGUUGGACUGCACGAUUUCGCAAAGGCUCCGCCUGAGCUGAAGACCAAGCCAAAGGAGCUGUUCAAGGUUCGCGGUGCCGGGGUUGAUGUUGGGACAAUACCCAAGGCAGCGGGAAGUCUGAAGAGAAGAGAAGAGCUUCAGGGCGUCAGAGAGGAGGUAGUGGCUGCAUACAGAAAGAUGAUGCAGGGCAGAAGGGAAAGGCUGGAAGCGCAGAUGGAAUGA